Messenger RNA from Rattus norvegicus (Norway rat), 3577 nucleotides. It is a transcript of the gene Spata31c2l3, whose product is annotated as SPATA31 subfamily C member 2 like 3. The record is from RefSeq and is a predicted model, not a curated record. NCBI's taxonomy places the organism in Eukaryota, Metazoa, Chordata, Mammalia, Rodentia, Muridae.
UGCAUUACAGCACAGGUCAGUGGCCUGUGAGCUGCACUGCGAUUCAGAAGAUGGAGAGACUUCUCAAUCUGAUGAAUAGCAUUAUUUACUCAUGGGUGAGCCCCAGCACUAUAGACACAGCAAUGGACAUGAUCAUUGCCAUUCUGUGUGGAGCUGGGCUCUUUUUCCUACUGACCCCCUUCCUGAAGAACCUCCCUGUGUCACCAUGUGAAAGUGAAAUGGACAUCACAGAGGAUGUGAAGAGGAGGCAGACAAAGACCAGGAAGAAAAUCGCUACUCGAAAAGGUUGCAGAGAUGCUGCAAAGAAUGUGGAAGAGACCAAGACUCCAUCACAACUUAUGAAAAUGGAGCAACUUCUCCAGGACUCCACACCACAUCCCUGGUGGAACCCUCUUCAGAAAAUGGACCACCUUCUGAUAUUUCAGCCAUUGUCUCAUCUCAAUUGCUUGGAGUAUCUUAUACAGAAGGAAUUUAGUCACAUUUUCUGGGGCAUAUCCACUCUUUUCUCUGAGUCUGUCGUUGCUACUGCCCAUGUCCUCAGAAACCGUUCCUCAGCAGAACAUAAAACCGUGAGGUUUCGUGAUGCCUGUCUCCCUGGCCAAGCUCCUUCCCAUGAUAAAGGACCUCCAGAGUGUUCCCAAGAACAGCCAUUGCUUGCACAACUUUUGACACCAAGCUUGUUAGCUGUGACAAAGGCUCAACUAAUGCAAAUCUUCCCAAGCUCUACACCAAUCAAAACACCUCCUUGUUUCAAGAGGCAGGCCUUUGGAAAACCACGUCCUACCUGUGACAAAGGUAUACAGGUAUCCCUAUCAAUGGAAAACCAUGCCUGGCAACAUGGACAGUAUUGGAACCCCACCGAAGGUGAUGAUAUCCAAAAACAUCAGGCAGCCUUUAUGAGACCGACUCAAAACUUGACCUUACACAGUGAGGCUGUCAGGUCAGGCUCCAUCCUUCCUGAGCAUGGGCAGAUGGCCCACAAGAAUGAGGGGCCACAGAAUGAAGGGAAGGAAACUAACGUGGGACAAGGACAAGGGACCCCCAUCACAUUCCUCCCAUCCUGGAAGCUGACCCAGCUUAAGGGAAAUUUUCCUGCAAUAAAUGAAAAUGAAAAUUAUUGCAAGAGCAGGGCUCAACUCUCCCAACCUGCCCAGCACUCCAUCCUCAACCACAAAAGCUACAUGUGGAACAACAUGAUGGGGACUGUGCCCAUGGAGGUACCCUUACAGGAGGUCACAGAAAAGAAUGAUACACAUACCACCAUCAAGAAGGGCACUUGUUUAGGGGGCAAACACCUGCCUUGCCCUUCCAUCAGCAACCUUGAGAAGGGGCUGAAAUUCAGGAACACCACACUAAGGGCAGAAAAGCAGUUUUAUAUGAACACUGCUGACGAUCAUUCUUACCUUGAUUCAAAAACUGAAAGGAAGUUGCAAUCCAAUUUUACAGAACCUCCAGUCAAACCCAGAGGGAAACCAUAUCUGCAUUUCCUUGAGGCAAGCCAUCUUGCCACACCUGGAGUUCCAGCCUCAAACCUUCCCCAGGUUGCGUUUCCCUUCUCCCGCAUCUGUGAUUCCAAGGAGGAGUACUAUUCCAAGGCUGCCAUGAUCCUGGAAAAUUUGCAUCACCGGGACCCAGGAGGGAUAAGGGUAGAAAAUGCCUCAACUGCCAGGCUAGAGAGUGCUCUGUGGAUGCACUCAGCUGCAGAGGUGCAGGAGAACCAAAGAGCCCCUCAACCUGAUGUCAGUCAUGGGCCCUCACAAGUCCAACCAGAUCCCUUUCAGACAUACCUGAGUUUUCAGCAACCUGAUUUUUGCGUCCAGGCAAAACCCCAGCAGACCACGACUAUGGAAGGAAGUGAAACAGGCAGUCUCCAAAUAAAUACCAACACAAAAAUUGACAAGCAUCCACCCAGGAAGAUAUUUCAGUAUGAGGACUCAGCUCAUCCCUGGUGUCGUGUGAUAGUGCUUGGUCAGAAUGAAACCGUCCCACCCUCAGCAGCCAAACCAAGCAACAUUGUGGAGGUGAAAGAAGAGCCAUCUGCAUGGACAGUGAGUCUGGGAUCCAGUGAGAGUCACAGUUGCCAAGCUUUCGGUAUCAGUGCCAGGGACAUUGGAUCUUUACAGCCCAACAAACAUCCUGGUCAUCUGCAAACACCUACCCUACAGCCCUCAGUGGACUCCAUCCAAAACAUACAAACACACAGUAUGAUAGACCUGAAAUCAAAGGACCAGGCACAGCCCUGGCCUGUGAGUGACGAUCCAGAUGUCCCCAGUACAGUACACCCUGCCUUGGUCAGCUUGCCUUCAAAACACUGGAUGCAUAGCUUCCAGAAUACAUGCCAAAACCAUGUAAAUACCCUGGGUUUAGGUGAUGUCUCCAUGAGGAGACAUGAGAGGGUAGAAACUGGAGAGAUAUGUGUCCCAGAGGAAAAUCUUGAAGUGAAGGAUUUCAAGGGGUCCCAACCCCAUGAAGAGAAGCAGAUUACUAUAAGAUCUAGAGCCAUAAGCCAGGGAGAAAGGCUCGGGAGAAUAAGUCCUUCCAUCCCAAGCUCCAUCCAGAUCAAGGAUACAACCAAGACUUGGAUACCAGGGAAAGGGGAGGUUACUUCGAAGAGUUCUUUGAAUAACAUCACAAGGACUGCUUCACAAUAUGGAAAGGACAGCACAAAAUAUUUAGGGCAAGGGGAUUCCUUAGAGAAUGUUCUCCACACAUCAGGUACUGAGCAAAUACAGGAGGUGAUAACAAGAAACAAGGUCAUCUACAAUACAGUAGCUGAAAUAAAAUCACUUGUGAAUGCUCUGGGCCAGAUCCUAGAAAAUACUGAAGAGUACCGAUCAAAGGUACUAGGGUGUAAAGUGGACUCACUUACAUCCCAGCUAGAUGACCCAUCCCACACUCCUGUGGGUCUGCAUGAAACAAUCCAUAGCAGAACAGUAAACAGAUUGAGCUGUGGCCAUGUCAGCCCUGAGAUCAAUAAUUAUUCCUUCACAUAUAUGGGGACUGAAGACCAACUACAGUCAGGGAUUGAAGCCCAUAGAGCCUGUGAUGAAGAUCUGAACCAAGGAGGGACAGAUAUCUGGUUUGAUCAGCUCCCCUUCCCCAAGGGAAGUGACCUUCUUUCUGAGUACAGGGGAAUUGGAGACAAGCAGGAGUCAGGUCUUGCUGACCAGAGAUUCUGUGACCCAAAUAAAAUCACAAGAAAUGUUGGAAUGGUCUGCUGGCCACAUAGCAGCUUCGAGGGGCACAACCAUUCCUUCGAAUACAAAGAAAACAGAGCCAAACAGCAGCCAGAAAUUGUCCAUAAACCCCCUUUCCCAUGUCAAUGUACGAAGAAAGGAACAGGCUGUGGCCGCUCUCUCAGUCCCAUAGAGAACUGUGCAGUCAAGCAUAAGGGAAAUGACUGCUUAAGGACUUCAGUUGCUGCCCACCAAGCCUCUCACACCAGGUAGACCUCACCAGGACAGGGCAGGGAGCAGGAGGCUCUGGUCAUCCUUUUUCAAGAAGAUGUCCCAUCUGCCCAUCCAUUGUGUCCCCCAUGCUUCCUGGUAAUAAACUUGGUUUUGUCCCUGCAAAGAAA